GAAAGUAUCUAAACGCUACUUCUGUCUUAACCUUUUGCGCUGGAUUUGUUUUCUGAGAAGAGUUAUUCUUGUGAUCUUUCACUAAAGAUGGUGGAGAGACCUACAGUGAUCAUCUCCAGUCCAGAUGAUGCAGUGAUCCGGAUUCUUCUGCUGGGCAGAAACACUUCUGGGAAAAGCUCAUCUGGGAACACUAUCCUGGGAGAAGAGAGGUUUAAAAGGCACGAGUCUGAGGUGUGUGAGGGUCAAGCUCAGAUCUGUGGGAAGCAGGUUGCUGUGAUUGAUUGUCCAGAUCUACUGGAUCCAGAUCUGAAUGAAGAGCAGCUGGUCUCUGGAUGUUCAGCAGGUCUCAGUUCAGUUCUGCUCACCGUGUCUCUGGAGAAACCUGUGGGAAAUGAGGAGGAGAUCCUGGAUUAUAUGAAGUGUUUGUUUGGUGCUGGAGUUCAGAAAUACAUCAUGAUUCUGUUCACACGUGGAGAUGAUCUGGAGGAUCUGGAUCAGACCAUUGAUGAACAUCUGAAACACAAAGAUCAUGAGGAUCUGCAGCGACUCGUGACUGAAUGUGGAGGAAAGUUUCACUGUUUCAAUAACAAGAGCAAAUCAGACAAACAAGUCCAAGAUCUACUGCAGAAGAUUGAACGAAUGAUGACGGAGAACGGAGGGAAAUUUAUGAUGGAACAAAUGAAGAGGAAUAACAGCAAAGACGCUCCUCGUGUCAUUUUUUCAGAGAGGAAAGACCAGAUCAGACCGGUUCUGCUGGGAAAAGUGCCGAUGAAAACAGCAUGGUCUGCAGAAACAUGUUUGAAUCUUUGACACAGUGUGACUCAGAAACCCACGAGAGCAACAAGAUCUCAGAGAUCGACACACCAGCUGUUUGUGAGGAAAACCACACUUAGACGUGAUGCAAAAAAUCCCCACAUUACUAAUAUCUGACCAUUUCACUGUUAAACUGUGUUGAAUUGUACGUCCACAUAUAUAAGCUAAAUAUUCACGACAAUCUCCAAUCAGGAAAGCUGAGUAAGCUCAUGUCUUACCUCACAGACUUCAGUGCUUUAGGCAGAUAUGAUGAGGUUUGACAUUAACUCGAUUACUUGUUAAAUGACUGUCCGUUUCAGUAUUUACUUAUUGCUUAUAGGAGUGUAAUUUACUACAACAGUACCUUAUUUCAUGUUCAGUAUUUCAGGGGAACUACCGUUAGUUGCUAAAUGUUUUCUUUAGUACAGGCAUUUACUUUUUAAGUCAGGUUCAGAAACUUUAGUUUGGUCUAAAUUAAAGCCAUUAAGUAAAACUGAUCAUCUCUUGGCUAACUCUUCUUUAUUUUACUCCUGACACAAAUGAACUGUCGACUCGAUAGAUUAAUAAAUGGCCUGUUAUUGUUGACGCUGUGGUAAACAUUGUGAAAUAAACAUUGUAAUAUGAUAUUUUCACUUCACACAGUUGUGGCCAAAGGCUUUUGUGUUUUAUUAAUUGUCUUGAAUCAAUAAA
Sinocyclocheilus rhinocerous is the source of this 1482-nucleotide messenger RNA. RefSeq names its product putative protein PHLOEM PROTEIN 2-LIKE A3. The record is from RefSeq and is a predicted model, not a curated record. The transcript is spliced from 3 exons. The coding region runs from base 88 to 810 and encodes 240 amino acids. Gene Ontology annotation, molecular function: GTP binding. Lineage: Eukaryota; Metazoa; Chordata; Actinopteri; Cypriniformes; Cyprinidae.